GGGAGCACAGAACAGAGAUGGACGGACGGAGAGAAAGAGCCUAAAGAAAGGCAGCCGAGGAGACAGAGACAGAGGGCAGAAGGCGUCGGCCGACACAUUCAAAACCUUGCAAGAAAAAUGGCAAAUUUUACAGGCUCCUGGAAAAUGAAAAGCAGCGAGAAUUUCGAUGAGUUGCUCAAAGCUUUGGGUGUGAACGCCAUGUUGAGGAAGGUUGCCGUGGCAGCUGCGUCUAAGCCUCACGUGGAGAUAAAACAAAACGGCGACCAGUUCUACAUAAAGACAUUCACCACGGUCCGCACCACAGAGAUCAACUUCCUCAUUGGUGAGGAGUUUAAUGAGGAGACAGUGGAUGGCAGGAAGUGUAAGAGUCUGGCAAUGUGGGAAACAGAAAAUAAGAUCUACUGCAAACAGACUCUGAUGAGUGGGAAUGGCCCCAAGACCUUCUGGAGCAGAGAACUCAAAGGGGAAGAGCUCAUACUGAUCUUUGGAGCUGAUGAUGUGAUCUGCACACGGAUCUACGUACGAGAAUAGCUGGAAACCACAUCUUUGCAAACAAAACCUUCCUGCAGCAGUAAACGUGUUUUUACGUAACAUGUCCAAUAAUCUAUUUUAACUGUCAGUGUAUCACAAUUUAAUUGUAACUUUUGUUUUUUGUAAAGAUUUUUGUGGCAUUGCAACAGCACCAGUAGAACAAACUCAAAACUUGCUUUUAAAAAUCUAAAUAAAAUGUUCAGACACAAUGAUUCUGAUAAUAAAAGAAAGGAGUGAAGUGAGUUUCUGUCUACUCAAAGGAUAGUUUAUUGCCAAACACCAUACUAACACUCAUGUACAACAUUGUAAAAGUCAAGAGAAGUGACACAUUAAAUUGGGUACAAACAAUGUGUAUGUACAAUCAGCUCCCCAGAACUUCCUCUGUUAUUCUAUGUUAAAACACAGUAAAUAUAAAAAUAAAAACCCAAAUAUUAAACUGUUUAAAGAUUGUCUGCUGAUGGUUGUGUUACCGACCUUCGUCUUCAGUAGAGCUCAAGAAAAUGGACAUUUUAUGAGGCAGCUUCUUAAUCUGCAUAUUUGUGUUUGCUUCCAUUCGGCCCACGUUACAAUUCACGAAUGAAAGUAAGUAAUAAACUCAGUGUGAACAUGACUCUUUAUCAUGUGAACUGUCCAGCAUUUAGUCUGAUGGAUUUCUAUCUUCCAUCUAAUCUUACAUACAAUGUAUAAAGGGCCAAUCCCAAUUUUAUUAAACUA
Melanotaenia boesemani (Boeseman's rainbowfish) is the source of this 1245-nucleotide messenger RNA. RefSeq names its product cellular retinoic acid-binding protein 1. Gene Ontology annotation, biological process: fatty acid transport. Gene Ontology annotation, molecular function: fatty acid binding. The record is from RefSeq and is a predicted model, not a curated record. NCBI's taxonomy places the organism in Eukaryota, Metazoa, Chordata, Actinopteri, Atheriniformes, Melanotaeniidae. Gene Ontology annotation, cellular component: cytosol; nucleus. Bases 118 to 531 code for a protein of 137 amino acids. The transcript has 4 exons.